GUUUUGACAGAGUUACGAGUGAUGGUGGUGAGAGUGGACAACCGCACUGAGCUCCUCACUCACAUACUACUGGGAAGAGUACAAGACCUCUCGCACACGCUCAAAUCUCACCUCCAGCACCACUCUAACCUAACUCAGGAGUUGAGUAUGAUGGCGACAGUGUGGAGGAGUUGACCAGGAGCUGGAGCACACACCUGCAGCACGAGCAGGCCGCGCUCAUGAGAGAAAACGUCACACUCGUCUUCCUGAAGAAGAUCAACAACCUGGAGAAGGAGAUCGAGGCUCUGGAGAGCAAUAACGCCUUGAAAACCGCAGAACUUCAGCUACUGAAGGAAGAGAACCAGCUGGUGAAGACCGAAAUUCUGCAGGUUGAGGAGGAUAAUAUUAAAGUGAAGAAGGAGAUACGGCAAGUGGAGGAGGAGAGACGAAACGUGCAGGAAGAAAGGCGGAAGGUAGAGGCGGAGAAGAGGACAGUGGAAGAGGAGAAGAGGGAGACAGAGCAGGAGAACCGCAGUCUAAGGGCCGAGAUUCGCCAAGUGGAGCAGAACGCUUGGGAAGUUCAGAAAAAGAAUGCGGACCUCGAACGACGGAAUGAAGAGGUGGAGGGUGAAAACGGCCGUCUGUUGAGGAAUCUCCUUCAGUUGGAAGGAAAUUACUCACGGGAAACCUGUCUGUGUGAGGAUGGUCAGGAAGGAACCUCCCUAUUGGAGGAAAGGAUAAAGGAACUGGAGGAGGAGAAGAAAAACCUGAUAGAAAACGCUUCUAGAGUUGCGGAAGAUAAUGGACGCAAGGAACAGAACAGAGCAAUGCAUGAAGAAAUUAUAAUACUCAAGACAAGGGUGAUGGGGUUGGAGGAGCAGAAGGAAAAAGAGGGGAAGAUUUUGACAGGAGGAAUAUCACAAAUAAUUGAAGAGGAGCGAGAGGAAACACCAAAUAUGGACAGAUAUCAAAACGAGAAUAGAAUUCUAGAAGAAAAAUUCAAAGAACUUGAAAUGGAAAAAAAACACCUGGAAGAAAACAACGUUCGCUUGUCCGAGGAACACCGCCAAAAGGAACGAGAAAUCCUGGAAAUACUGGAACAAAUGGGGGGACUUCUGGAAAGAGUUACUGAGCAGGAGAGAAAGACCAAAAGACUUGAGGAGAACCAGACAUUGCUGGAAGAGGAGAACGAGAAAAGGAAACAAGAGUUAACGGCAGUGAGGAGAGAGAAGGAGAUCCUCAUGGACAAAGCCAGAGCCCUUGAGGAUAAGUCACUGGCGCUGGAACUCAUGAACAUCCAGCUAGCUCAAGAACACAGGGAAAAGGCAGACAACACCACGAUCCAGGUGGAAAGACGACACCUGGAAGCACAUCUGAGGGAGCUUGAGCAGGAGAAUGUGCAACUGAAACAGAAUAUCACACGCUUGGAAGAAGAAAGCCAGGAAAAGGAGAGCCAGAGCAGACAACUCCAGGAGGAAAAGGAACACCUUGAGGAAAAAGUCAUGGAACUGGAAGAGGAAAGAUGGAGAGUGGAACACUCAAGCACUCAGCUUAUUCAUGCGAAUGAGAGGAACAGACAACUCUUCGAAGAGAAAAAGGCCCUAGAGGAAAAAGUGGAGAAAUUAGUGCAAGCAGAAAGAGACAGAUGGAAGAACAGAGUAGAGGAACAAAACGACGAACAAGAAAAAGAGGAACGUGAACUAUUAGAAGCAAAGGCUGCAAAACUGGCAAAAGAUAUGAGGCAACUGGAAAUCAACAGGACACUCCUGGAAGAAGAGCUAAAACAGACGAAACAAGAAGAAAGGGAAAUACUACAAGAGAAAAGGUUACUGGAGAUGAAGGUAAGAUCAUUAGAAGAAGAGAAAUGGAAUCUGCAAGAAAACAAUACCUGGUUAUUAAUAGAGAAGGGACACAAGGACCAAGAGAGGAAACAACUACAGGAGGAAAGGAAUUCAUUUGAGAGGAAAUAUCAGGAAACAGAGAGGCGAAAAAAACGACUUGAGGAAGACAACCAACGACUGAUGGAGGAGAAGGAGGAGAGAGACGAGGAGAACAACGAACUUCAGGAGGAGAACAAGGCGCUAGUGGCCAAGGUUCUAGAACUGGAGGAGGAAAAAUGGCAGCUGGAACAGGCAAACACGUGGCUGAUGGAUAACAACAAAGGGAUGGAAAAAGAGAAGAAGAAGAUUGAAGAAGAGAGAAGAAACUUAGAGAAGGAAAAGAGAAAACUCGAAGAAAACUCUCAGCAGGUUGAACUCAUCUACCAUCAGUGUCAACGUAACUUGACCAAAUUUUUAAGACGAGCAGCUGACUGUGCUGAACUAUACUGCCUCGGUACUAGAGAAGACGGUGUGUAUACUAUAUACCUGCCUAGGGGUGAGGAAGAGUUUGAGGAAGUGCCAGUGUGGUGUGACAUGACUACUGAUGGAGGGGGAUGGACUGUGUUCCUGGCGAGACACGAGCAAACUAAGCAGGAGAACUUUGCCAGGAGCUGGCAGGAUUAUAUGACAGGCUUCGGUAACGCGUCCUCGGAAUACUGGCUUGGUAACGAAAUAGUUCACAAUCUCACCACCAGGAAGCCACACUCACUUCGACUAGAAGUGAGGAAUUACCAGGGGGAGCAGCGAUGGGCCAUGUGGAACACCUUCAGCAUCGCCUCAGAGCAGGAUCAGUACAAGCUGGAGAUGGAAGGCUACGACAACACCAGCAGCCUGGGAGACUCAAUGACAGGAGAACAUUCUCUCCAGAACACGAAGUUCUCCACCCUCGACAGAGACAAUGACAACCUCACCUACGGUUCGUGUGUGGAUUUCUUCUCGGGUGGAGGUGGCUGGUGGUACAAUUAUUGUUCCCACCUCAAGCCCACGGCUCCCCUAGCUGCUGCUGGUCGCAGUGACACCCUCAUGACAGCCUACUGGACGCCAGGUGUCCUCACCUGGGUCAGGCUCAACUGGAUUCGCAUGAAAAUCAGGCCCAGAGAUUUCCCAGACUGUGAGAAUUGAUGCGUUGAAUUGUUUCACGGUUGAUCUAGGGUACUAGUUAAUUUGGAGUACUAGUUCUAGUACUGAAGACGUCCUAGAUUGAUAAUCUGAGUUAAUGAGAUGAAAAGGCCUAGAUUAAUCAACGAGUUAAUGGGACAAAGAAGUCCUAGGUAAAUGUAUGAUGUCCUGGGUAAAUCUGCAUAAAACUUUAGAAAGAACAGACCUAAUGUUUAUAGAAGAUACAAGCUAAGAUACAGGCUAAGAUAAAAGCUAAGAUACAGGCUAAGAUACAAGCUAAGAUACAAGCUAAGAUACAAGAUAAGAUACAAGAUAAGAUACAAGAUAAGAUACAAGAUAAGAUACAGGAUAAGAUACAAGAUACAAGCUAAGAUACAGGCUAGGAUACAAGCUAAGAUACAAUAUACAAGCUAAGAUACAGGCUAAGAUACAAGCUAAGAUACAACAUACAGGCUAAGAUACAGGCUAAGAUACAAGCUAAGAUACAAGAUACAAGCUAAGAUACAGGCUAGGAUACAAGCUAAGAUACAAGAUACAGGCUGAGAUACAAGCUAAGAUACAAGAUGAGAUACAGGAUACAAGCUAAGAUACAGGCUAGGAUACAAGCUAGGAUACAAGCUAAGAUACAAGAUAAGAUACAAGAUAAAGCUAAGAUACAGGCUAGGAUACAAGCUAAGAUACAAGCUAAUGGGGUGAAUGGAUCCAGGCUUUACGUAGGAUAAGAGUUCAUGGGAUGACUUGUUGACUUGUGACUUAAUUUGUAUCAAUGAUUAUAAUCAUAACCAAGCGCUAAACCCGUAAGAUAACUUGUAUCAAGGAGGCUGGAGAAGUGGCAAAGGAGGGACCGGGAGAUGACAAAUUCACGUGGGAAUAAAUUUUGCAGAUGAUGCAUCAGUCUGUAAAUAAUAUACUUGGAACAGCAUCUUUCAUGCAACGUUAGUAUAAGGCGGGUGUAUGGCAGGGCGUAGCGUGAGUGUACUCACCUGUAUGGAAGCUGCAGGGGUCGAGUCAUAGCUCCUGGCUGUGUGUGUGUGUGUGUGUGUGUGUGUGUGUGUGUGUGUGUGUGUGUGUGUAUCUCUGUCUGUAUUCACCUAAUUUUUUGGUUGCAGGGGUCGAGUCAUAGCUCCUGGCUGUGUGUGUGUGAGUGUGUGUGUGU
Cherax quadricarinatus is the source of this 4134-nucleotide messenger RNA. The record is from RefSeq and is a predicted model, not a curated record. Lineage: Eukaryota; Metazoa; Arthropoda; Malacostraca; Decapoda; Parastacidae.